This is a messenger RNA of Tachysurus vachellii, 1852 nucleotides long. It is a transcript of the gene nit2, whose product is annotated as nitrilase family, member 2. Gene Ontology annotation, biological process: L-glutamine metabolic process; oxaloacetate metabolic process. Gene Ontology annotation, cellular component: mitochondrion. The transcript is spliced from 11 exons. Lineage: Eukaryota; Metazoa; Chordata; Actinopteri; Siluriformes; Bagridae. Gene Ontology annotation, molecular function: omega-amidase activity. The record is from RefSeq and is a predicted model, not a curated record. Bases 48 to 938 code for a protein of 296 amino acids.
AGGGGGCGUGGCUUUAUUCCGGAUUGAACCGGACAGAGGGACUAUUUAUGACGGUGAGCGGUGGCUUCAGCUGUAAACACUUCAUGGCUGCAGUUAUAAAGGCAAUGUCGAAGUUUCGUCUGGCAGUGGUGCAGCUGCACGUAACAAAGUUAAAGUCUGAAAACUUGUCUCGUGCUCAGAAGCUGGUGAAGGAGGCGGCAGGUCAGGGGGCGAAGCUCGUGGUCUUACCUGAGUGUUUUAACUCUCCGUACGGAACCGGAUACUUCACCAAAUAUGCCGAGAAAAUUCCAGGAGAAUCGACGCAGAUCCUGUCGAAGCUGGCUGAAGAGUGUGGGGUUUAUCUAGUAGGAGGUUCUAUUCCAGAGGAGGAUGAAGGGAAACUCUUUAACACAAGCCCAGUUUUUGGUCCUGAUGGGAAAUUACUGCUUAAACACAGGAAGAUCCAUCUCUUUGACAUUGACGUUCCUGGAAAAAUCCGUUUCCAGGAGUCUGAGACACUGAGUCCUGGGAGCAGUUUAUCUGUGUUUGAAACCCCAUACUGUAAAGUAGGAGUGGGGAUCUGUUAUGACAUUCGCUUUGCAGAGCUCGCACAGAUCUACGCUAAGAAAGGUUGUCAGCUGCUGGUUUACCCCGGAGCCUUUAACAUGACCACCGGACCUGCUCACUGGGAGCUGCUACAGAGAGCUCGGGCAGUUGAUAAUCAGGUGUACGUUGCCACGGCUUCACCAGCCAGAGACGAGAGCGCCAGCUACGUGGCCUGGGGUCACAGCUCGGUCGUUAACCCCUGGGGUGAAGUGAUAACAAAAGCAGACUCAGGUGAAAGUGUAGUGUACGCUGAUAUCGACCUGCAGUACUUGUCAGACGUGCGUGAUCAGAUCCCGAUCACAAGGCAGAGACGUAACGAUAUAUACACGGUUAACGUCGUUAACGAGGGCUGAGUCUGCGGAUUUUUGUAGGGCAGGAAUUCUCACUGGAUGGGAAGGCAGAUAUAAUCCCAGUAUGGAUAUGACAGUCUCUGUCCUUAUAUAAUACCAAUAAGUCUGAUCUGGUUAUAAUUCCUGAAAAUAACUUUCUGGAUUUAAUCCAUAUAAUCUCAAGUCAGAUUAUUUUGAUUAACUCUGCACAGUGUGCACACUUUGUAUAACUGUGAUAAUCCAUACUCCAUUAUUCAACGUAUUCCUUAUUCUCAAUCUCAAUCAAGGAAUAUAAUCCUGUUAUUCUUUAUUUACUAUAAUUCCAAUGAGCUAGAUCAGGAUACAAUCCAUGUAACCCUUUGUGGAUAGAAUCCUAAUAAUCUCUCUCUAGACAUCACUAUCUGGAUUUAAUCCUAUUCACAUAUAGGCUAAUCCUGAUAAUCUAUCAGGAUAUAAUCCUUAUCCUUUUCUUAGGAUUAUAGGAAUUAUAUUUAAUCUGAAUAUAAUCUCUUUAGUUUCUGUUUAAAAAUAGUCCUGAUAAUUCAGAUGAAAUUAUUUUUUUAUUACCAGAUAUAAUCCUUACAGUCCCUAUCCGUACACAGUACCUGUUUUCCCUAUAUGCCGGCUAUUGUCCUGUAUAUAAUUCCUGUAUGCAAAUGAAAAUUGUUGCACAUUUGAACAGAAUCCAUCAGGUGGAACAGGUUUAGCCAUCACAAAGUGCCUGAAAGACCUUCAUUCGUAUUUGUCUCAGCACUUUAAAAAUAGCACAUAGUUAUGUUUAAACAAUGAAGGAACGACAGAACUAGUUUAUCCUGAAAUACUGUGUAGGAUUGACAGCUCGAGUGGAUCCUGUUUAACACAUUAACCUGAAUGAAUGAUUUGUUUGAUUAUGUUUUAACUGUGACAGUGGAAGAAAAAUAAAAUACAUUUCUAUCCCA